AUGACAUAUCUUUUUGCUGUAUGUAUCUCUUUAGGUCAUGCAUGUUGGGAAUUAUUUUGUCUUGAACAUGGUAUUCGCCCUGAUGGUACAUUGGCUUAUGAUAUGGAGUGUAAAUCUGAUAAUUCAAUGCUAACAUUUUUCGAAGAUGUUGGUCAUAAAUAUACGCCGCGUAUGUUGUAUAUCGAUUUGGAACCAACUGUUAUUGAUGAAGUUCGUACAGGUACCUAUCGUCAAUUAUUUCAUCCAGACAAAUUGAUUUCGGGUAAAGAAGAUGCAGCGAGUAAUUAUGCAAGAGGAUAUUACACAAUCGGAUAUGAGUUGAUUAAUCAUGUUAUGAAUCAAAUUCGAUUAUUAGCCGAUCAAUCUCAAUCACUACAAGGUUUCAUUGUAUUUCAUAGUUUUGGAGGAGGAACUGGCUCUGGAUUCGCUUCUCUUUUGAGUGAACGUUUAUCUACGGAAUAUAGCAAGAAGUCAAAAUUAGAAUUUGCCGUAUUUCCUUCUCCGAAGAUAUCUACCGUUAUUGUUGAACCAUACAAUACGGUUUUGAACACUCACAUGGGUCUGGAAUAUUCUGAUUGUGUAUUUAUUGUUGACAACGAAGCAUUGUGGGAUAUUUGUACUCGAUCACUCGAUAUCAAAAAGCCAAGUUUUGUCAGUAUUAAUCGUCUUAUAGCUCAAGUCAUUUCAAAUAUUACGGCCGGAAGUCGAUUUACAGAUGGAUAUACGGCAGAUUUUAUCGAAUUUCAAACAAAUUUAGUUCCAUUUCCACGAAUCCAUUUUCCUUUGGUUUCCUAUGCGCCUAUACGUUCAGCAGAAAAAACGUAUCAUGAACAAAAUGAUACAAUGGCACUUACUCAAGAACUUUUUCAUCCUCACAAUCAAAUGGUUAAAGUAAAUCCGACGAACGGUAAAUAUAUGGCAACCGCAGUCAUCUACCGGGGUCCAGUUAAUCAACCAGACGUAAAUACCACUAUACAGAAGUUAAAGAAUGAUAGACGAAUUACAUUCGCCGAUUGGUGUCCAACUGGUUUCAAAAUUGGUUAUACAGCUAGUCCACCCAUUUUUGUUCCCGGUGGUGAUCUAGCACCUGUUCAAAGAUCAGCAGUUGGUUUAUCAAAUUCAACGGCUCUUGUCGAAGCAUGGGCUCGUAUUGAUUAUAAAUUUGAUUUAAUGUAUGCCAAACGAUCUUUUGUACACUGGUAUGUUGGUGAGGGCAUGGAAGAAGGUUCACCAGCUCUAGCUCAUAAUACAUUAAUUAUACUAGCGUCCAUGCAAACAUCAAAAAUAGCCGUAUUUAAAUCAAAGUCUUCUUCAUUCACUGAAGACAUGAUUCAAGAGAGAACAACCCGUCGUGAACACUCUAUUCGAUUUCGUUGGAAUCCAAAUAUUCGUCGUAUUAUUUUACAUUUUUUUACUCAAGCACUGGGUGAUCGAUGUGUCUGUUCUAUACCAGGUGUUAGUAUGCAACAAGCAGAUGAUUUAAAAGAAGCGGGUUACAAUUCAAUUCAAUCAUUUCUAACAAUGUUUAUUAAAUAUCGAUGUGAUUCAGCGCGAUUCGCCGCUCAUUUAUAUAGACGAUAUAAUAUCGAAUAUAUUCAAGCAUUAACGAUUGGAGAAAUAUUUAGAGAAUAUUUUAGAACAAUUGGAGUUAUUUACGGAUAUUGUGUAAGGAAAUGUAUUUAA
Messenger RNA from Didymodactylos carnosus, 1683 nucleotides. The record is from the annotation of a GenBank genome assembly. NCBI's taxonomy places the organism in Eukaryota, Metazoa, Rotifera, Eurotatoria, Philodinida, Philodinidae.